UGGAAAGAGGAGCAAAGGCAAUUUGUGACAGAAUUGAGUGGAGAUGAUCCCAAGCUGAAAGCCAAAACAGAAUCUUCAUUUAAGUUCAUCAAGUGAUCUGGAAUUUUAUUCCAGCACCUAAUACAGGAUGUCUUCCAAGCGACCAGCCUCUCCGUAUGGGGAAGCAGAUGGAGAGGUAGCCAUGGUGACAAGCAGACAGAAAGUGGGAGAAGAGGAGAGUGACGGGCUCCCAGCCUUUCACCUUCCCUUGCAUGUGAGUUUUCCCAACAAGCCUCACUCUGAGGAAUUUCAGCCAGUUUCUCUGCUGACGCAAGAGAACUGUGGCCAUAGGACUCCCACUUCUCAGCACAACACAAUGGAAGUUGAUGGCAAUAAAGUGAUGUCUUCAUUUGCCCCGCACAACUCAUCUACCUCACCCUUGAAGGCAGAAGAAGGUGGGCGUCAGAGUGGAGAAUCAUUGUCCAGCACAGCCCUGGGAACCCCUGAAAGGCGCAAAGGGAGCCUAGCGGAUGUUGUAGACACCCUUAAGCAAAGAAAAAUGGAAGAGCUCAUCAAAAAUGAACCAGAAGAAACUCCCAGUAUUGAAAAGCUACUAUCAAAGGACUGGAAAGACAAGCUUCUUGCCAUGGGAUCAGGGAACUUUGGAGAAAUAAAAGGGACUCCAGAAAGCCUCGCUGAGAAAGAAAGGCAGCUCAUGGGUAUGAUCAAUCAGCUGACCAGUUUGCGAGAACAGCUGCUAGCAGCUCAUGAUGAACAGAAGAAACUGGCUGCCUCACAGAUCGAGAAGCAACGCCAGCAAAUGGAGCUGGCUAAGCAGCAACAAGAACAGAUUGCAAGACAACAGCAGCAACUCCUGCAGCAGCAACACAAAAUUAACCUUCUUCAGCAGCAGAUCCAGCAGGUCCAGGGUCAGCUGCCUCCAUUAAUGAUUCCCGUAUUCCCUCCAGACCAACGAACCCUAGCAGCAGCUGCUCAGCAAGGAUUCCUUCUUCCUCCUGGUUUCAGCUACAAAGCGGGAUGCAGUGACCCCUACCCCGUUCAGCUGAUCCCGACUACCAUGGCAGCUGCUGCCGCAGCAACACCAGGCCUAGGUCCGCUCCAACUGCAGCAGUUGUAUGCUGCCCAACUUGCUGCAAUGCAAGUAUCUCCAGGAGGCAAGAUACCUGGCAUAUCCCAGGGUAACCUCGGUGCUGCUGUAUCGCCUACCAGCAUCCACACAGACAAGAGCACAAACAGCCCUCCACCCAAAAGCAAGGAUGAAGUGGCCCAGCCUCUGAACCUUUCAGCCAAACCCAAGACAUCUGAUGGCAAGUCUCCUACGUCACCCACCUCUCCUCAUAUGCCAACUCUGAGAAUAAAUAGUGGGGCCAGUUCACUAAAAUCCUCUGUGCCAGCAACAUUAGCUAGUCCUUCAGCCAGAGCUAACACAAUAGAUAUCCUUUCUUCUAUCACGUCGUCAGGUUAUUUAAAUGACCAUGAUGCUGUUACCAAGGCAAUCCAGGAGGCUCGGCAGAUGAAGGAGCAACUUCGGAGGGAACAACAGGUGCUGGAUGGGAAGGUGGCUGUUGUGAAUAGUCUGGGUCUCAAUAACUGCAGGACAGAAAAGGACAAAACGACACUGGAGACCCUGACUCAGCAACUGGCAGUAAAACAGAGUGAAGACGGGAAGUUUAGCCACGCAAUGAUGGAUUUCAACAUGAGUGGAGAUUCUGAUGGAAGUGCAGGAGUUUCAGAAUCAAGAAUUUAUCGGGAAUCCAGAGGGCGUGGCAGUAAUGAGCCCCAUAUCAAGCGCCCAAUGAAUGCAUUCAUGGUGUGGGCUAAAGAUGAACGGAGGAAGAUCCUUCAAGCCUUCCCUGACAUGCACAACUCCAAUAUCAGCAAGAUACUAGGAUCUCGCUGGAAAGCUAUGACAAACCUAGAGAAGCAGCCAUACUACGAGGAACAGGCCCGACUCAGCAAACAGCACCUGGAGAAAUACCCAGACUACAAAUACAAGCCAAGGCCGAAGCGUACCUGCCUUGUAGAUGGCAAAAAACUACGCAUUGGCGAGUACAAGGCUAUCAUGCGCAACAGACGUCAGGAGAUGAGGCAGUAUUUUAAUGUUGGGCAACAAGCACAGAUUCCCAUUGCCACCGCAGGUGUCGUUUACCCAGGAGCCAUCGCCAUGGCAGGAAUGCCUUCCCCACACCUGCCCUCAGAGCACUCAAGUGUGUCCAGCAGCCCCGAGCCCGGGAUGCCCGUCAUCCAGAGCACUUACGGCAUCAAAGGUGAGGAGCCCCAUAUCAAGGAAGAGAUGCAGACCGAUGACGUCAAUGGAGAAAUCUAUGAUGAGUAUGAUGAGGAAGAGGAUGACCCCGAUGUGGACUAUGGCAGUGACAGUGAAAAUCACAUUGCGGGGCAAGCCAACUGAUCAGGGUCCAAAUAUCACAUGACCUGCAGGACUUCAAGGAGAAAAGAAAAAAUAAAUAAAGCCCCAUCUGGUUUAUCCUUACCAGUGGCCAAGCACAUUAACUUUCUCAUACACUGACUGUUACUUUAACUGUUAGUCUUAACUAGUUGGGACAUCAGCUGACUAAUAGACAUCAGCCUGCAUCAGAAGAAAAAAGGCUCAGAAGAAAGGAAACAAAGACAACGACAACAACAACAGAAUAAUAUAAGCUAUGGGUAAAAUAAUGCCAGUAAUUCAGCUGCUAUACCCAAGCACUGAAGUCUUACCCGUCGACCUUUUAUUAUUAUUAUUUUUUUUUCAAAUAAACUUUAUGGCUGUUUGUUCUA
Molecule: messenger RNA, 2775 nt
Organism: Centrocercus urophasianus (Greater sage-grouse)
Lineage: Eukaryota; Metazoa; Chordata; Aves; Galliformes; Phasianidae
Gene: SOX5
Product: SRY-box transcription factor 5
Exons: 15
Coding region: 128-2410 (760 amino acids)
Biological process (GO): cell fate commitment; positive regulation of chondrocyte differentiation; regulation of transcription by RNA polymerase II
Cellular component (GO): nucleus
Molecular function (GO): DNA-binding transcription factor activity, RNA polymerase II-specific; RNA polymerase II cis-regulatory region sequence-specific DNA binding
Source: RefSeq, a predicted model, not a curated record